Messenger RNA from Pseudogymnoascus verrucosus, 1020 nucleotides. RefSeq lists its product as uncharacterized. The record is from RefSeq and is a predicted model, not a curated record. Lineage: Eukaryota; Fungi; Ascomycota; Leotiomycetes; Thelebolales; Thelebolaceae. The transcript has a single exon. Bases 469 to 1020 code for a protein of 183 amino acids.
AUCGAAGUCAUCGAGAAACCUCAUCUUUGCAGUGAUCCCGGAUUAGCAGCAAUGGAGCCUCCACCACGCCCUCGCCAAAUAUCGUUGACAGGAUUGUGGAGGCGCAAGAUUGGCGCGGAGACAAUGGGAGAAGCAGCGUUUCUAGCGUUGAUACAGCCUUAUGGUCGUUGAAACGACCGAAUAAGAAUCUAGGGGUUGGUGUUACUGCGAUUCAACUGUGCUUUCAGCUUGGUAAUGGUAGUGUUACUGCGAUUUAGCUGUGCCUUUCAACUUAGCGAUGCAAGGGUGAUGGGCGGCGAUGUCUAGUAUAGGUUUGGAUGUCGUGAUAGCUUCGCUUUCGGCCUUUUACCUUGAGGCAAGGCAAGGGUGAUGGGCGACGGUGUCUGGUAUAGGUUUGGACAUUGUGAUAGCCUCGCUUUCGGCAUUUGGCCUUGAGGCAAGGGUAAAAUGAUGUGAUAUUCGCUGGCAAUGGCAGUGAUAAAAUGGGUAUAUACAGGCCCCCCAUCUACCACGGUGAGUAUCUCUCAUCUCAUCAUCACCACAAACAAUCAAAGCCAAACCAGCAAAAUAAACUCAAGAUCUAUCCAACCAACUCACACUUUCCAAACCAUCACCAUGCACUUCACCCAAACCCUCACCCUCCUCCUCCUCCCCCUCCUCGCCAUCACCUCCCCCACCCUCCUGGAAGCCGCCGACGACAUCACCACCCUCGACACCCGCACCGGCAUCAACCUAGGCGCCCUCAAAGUCCUCCAGCACCGCCUCUUCACCGCCCACAACCAAAUCACCAACAUAGACAACGACCUCGUCGGCCCCUCCAACAACGUCGCAAACCAGUUGCCGGGAGCUGCGGGAGCGAGUUUCAGAGCCGCGUUGGAGAGAUAUCACGCUGAGCAGGGGAGGGCGAAUGCAGAUUUGGUGAAGUUGGAGAAGGGGUUGGGGGCGUAUGUUGAGGCGGCUAAUCAUCAUGAGAGAACUGAUAGGAAGUUCUGGGGCAGAGGGGCUGGUGGGGAGGAAUGA